AUGAGCGGUAAUUACAACUCCUCGUCCCUCCAACAGCAGGCGGCUCAGCAGCAAGCCGCCCAGCAGGCCCAGUUCUCCCAGCCCUACUCCUACUACAUGCUCAACCAGCCCCAGCUGAACCAGCCUUCACAACAAUCGCAGUCCGUGCAACAACACCCCUCACAGCUCCAGGACUCCUCCCAGCAGUCGACGCAAGCGGGUGCCAGCGCCUCGGUGGCAGAUCCAUCCUACGCCUAUCCACGUUACCCCACUGCGUCCUACGGAGCGCCUCCCAACUACUCGAUGUACCAACAGUCGGUACCCGACCAAUUGUCCCAGCCCCAACCACAGCACUACAGCCAGCUCACCAGCGGGGGCGCCGGAGGUGCCAGCGCGUCGGGAGGCAUGUACGCAGCGGCAGCAGCGGGAGCCGCCACGUCGUCGCACUCCACGCCUAUCCAAGACACCUUGAACACAUCCAGCAACUCGACUGUGGGCCAGUACCAGCCUCCAGGAAUCCGUCCGCGCGUGACCACCACCAUGUGGGAGGACGAGAAGACGCUCUGCUACCAGGUGGACGCCAACAACGUAUCGGUUGUGCGCAGAGCCGACAACAACAUGAUUAACGGUACCAAGCUUUUGAACGUGGCCCAGAUGACGCGGGGGCGCCGUGACGGCAUUUUGAAGUCGGAGAAAAUCAGACAUGUGGUCAAGAUCGGAUCCAUGCACUUGAAGGGGGUGUGGAUCCCCUUCGAGCGCGCGUUGGCCAUGGCCCAGCGCGAGGGCAUCGUCGACUUGUUGUACCCGUUGUUUGUGCGUGAUAUCAAGCGCGUCAUACAAACGGGUGUCACUCCCAGCGGCGGCAGCAGCGCCAAUGCUGCGGCCGGCGCCGACCCUGCGUCCAACCCCGGCUCCUCUGUGGUGCCUGCUGCUGCAGUAGCAGGUGCCGCAGGUGCCGCCCCCUCCAAGUCCUCGUCCACCCCCAUCCCCACCGUGCAGCCCAACGCCAACAGCUUCUACCAGCAGUACGGCCAGUACGCUCAACAAUACACCCCUCAGUUGAACGGCGCACCAUCGGCCGUCACCGGCUCCGGCCAGCAGAGCCCUUCCCAGCCCCAAAAGCCCCAGGCCGCUGCAUCCAACGACAACUUGCAGCAACAGCGCCAGUUGCAAUUCCAACAGGCCCAGGCCCAGGCCCAGGCCUCGCAACAACUGGGCAUACCGCAGCAGUCCCUGCAGCAGUCGCAACAAUUGCAGCAGUCCCAGCAGUCCCAGUUGUACGGAGGUUACCCACAGCAACAACAGCAGCCCUACUACGCCGCCUCCUCCACCACCUCCGGUGCCGCUCCCAACCAGUUCUACCAACCAUACAACCCCAACGCAGGCUACUCGGGCUACGGUGGCCAGCCUGGCUACUCCUACGUGUACCAGCAAGUUCCACACCAAGCACCAGGCCAACAGCAACAGCUGCAGCAACUGCAGCUGCCCCACCAGCAAGGCCAGCUUGGCUCGUCUGCUUCAUCUGCAGUCACAUCCGCCCAGGCAGGCUCAUCUAACGGCACGUUGGUGACCUCGGAAGAUGGCAACGCACCAGGCUCGUCCUCGGUGAAUAACGGCGUAAAGAAGGAGGAUAAGUAG
Suhomyces tanzawaensis NRRL Y-17324 is the source of this 1617-nucleotide messenger RNA. RefSeq names its product KilA-N domain-containing central transcriptional regulator EFG1 (gene EFG1). Gene Ontology annotation, molecular function: sequence-specific DNA binding; DNA-binding transcription factor activity. NCBI's taxonomy places the organism in Eukaryota, Fungi, Ascomycota, Pichiomycetes, Serinales, Debaryomycetaceae. The record is from RefSeq and is a predicted model, not a curated record. Gene Ontology annotation, cellular component: nucleus. Bases 1 to 1617 code for a protein of 538 amino acids. Gene Ontology annotation, biological process: positive regulation of transcription by RNA polymerase II. The transcript has a single exon.